Messenger RNA from Oikopleura dioica, 1242 nucleotides. NCBI's taxonomy places the organism in Eukaryota, Metazoa, Chordata, Appendicularia, Copelata, Oikopleuridae. The record is from the annotation of a GenBank genome assembly.
AUGGACAUUGGGAUUGUCCUAAUAUCGAUGAGCGGAUUUGAACCAACAUGGCCUGUCAAGCCUGGUAGAAAACAACCAAAGCUCAACGCAAAGUGCUUCAAGUUCCCGAAAAUCGUCAAAAAAAACAUUGAAAAGGGAGCUUCCCUCUCCUGUGUUCCUAGAACACCUCAUCCGUGUGAAGACAAAGCUGGCUCGAUGGACAUCCUGGACGGAUCACUCGUUUUGACGGAAGAAAUCAACUCAAAGAGAGCAAAAUUCAACCUUGUCUGCGAUGACGGAACAGUGAAAGGCGAAGUCGUCUGUGUUAACAGAAAGGAGCAGGUCUAUUUCCAAGAGCCGGAAUGGAGCAAUCAAAUCACCUGGCAAGACUCCUGGAAAGGUAUUUGCAGAGAAUUCGCACCGCUGAGCAACUCAAUCACCGCUGGUCUCCAAACUUGCUCCGAAGCCGACAACUUCCCAGAACUUGCAUCAGCUGAAGGAAGAAUCGUCGGUGGAGCACCAGUCGCUGAGAAUGAAUGGCCUUGGAUCACUUACUUGAAAUUUGAGACAAACUCUGGUGAUGAGAGACUUUGCGGCGGUAGCGUGAUUGCCAAUAGAUGGGUCAUCAGCGCUGCUCAUUGCUGCAAAGAAGUUCAGAAAGUCGUCGGUCGAUUCGGAGAUUUGAAGGCGAUGGAAUCUGACAGCAACGAGUACGAGCUCGAAGCCAGCGCCUGGUUCAACCAUCCUGAGUACGGACUCAUGCAGGGCGAUUUCGACACUACAAACAACGAUGUCUGCCUCAUCAAAUUCGUCGACGACAUCAUCGCCAACGACCCAGAGAGCAAAGUUCAACCUGCUUGCCUUCCAGAAGCAGAUAAGCAACACGGCGCCGGCUGCUGGGCUGCGGGCUGGGGAUCUACAUUUUUCGGGGGUCCUGCCAGCCCGGAUCUGCACUCGGUUGGAGUUAAUGUCUUCAGCGCUGAAUAUUGUAUCGCAAAGUCCAUCUACUUUUUCCUCGAAGCCGACGACAUCUGCGCCUACACUCCAGAUCUCGACGGAAACGGACAGAUGGAUGGUGGUGCCGCCGCAUGCAAUGGGGAUUCCGGCGGACCUCUCAUUUGCCCGACCAAUGGAAAAGCAACUCUGAUCGGUCUCGUUUCAAGAGGAAUCGGUUGCGCCUGGGCAGGAUUUCCGAAUAAGUACACUUCGACCUUCGUUACUUCUAGUUGGAUCCAAGAAACCGUCGCUGCUAACGGACUUUAA